Molecule: messenger RNA, 1434 nt
Organism: Hermetia illucens (black soldier fly)
Lineage: Eukaryota; Metazoa; Arthropoda; Insecta; Diptera; Stratiomyidae
Product: glycerol-3-phosphate phosphatase-like
Exons: 4
Coding region: 135-1151 (338 amino acids)
Cellular component (GO): cytoplasm
Molecular function (GO): phosphatase activity
Source: RefSeq, a predicted model, not a curated record
UCCGACUUGCGUUCAACUUUCCAAUCAACUUCAAUGUCAAAUCGCGCUUGCUCAUCGUGUGAGGCCUCACUCCACAAAGUUCCUCAAGUCGGCAGCUCGGCCAAGAUCAAGAGUCGUUGGGAAAAGUAGUGCAGAUGCUGUCGGUCGUGACGAAUCUCCUACGACGGUCGGUUUUCACUUCAACGGCGACACUGGGACGGAAAGCGAGCGCGAUGCACCUCGAGAAGCAAACAAAGGAAUUACUGAAGCUGCCAGCGCAGGAAGUCAAGGAUUGGCUCAGCAACUUCGACGCUAUACUCACCGAUUGCGAUGGCGUCCUGUGGCUUUAUAGCGAUGUCAUUGAGGGCAGCAUUGAAGUGGUCAAUAAGUUCAUCCACUCUGGGAGGAAAGUCUACUUCAUAACAAAUAAUUCAACCAAAACUCGAGAAGAGUUUCUCAGCAAAGCGCAGCAGAUGGGCUUCUGCGUGGAUACAGAUAAAAUCAUCUCCACUGCUCAUCUGGCAGCGAAUUACUUGAAAAGAAUGGAAUUCAAUAAGACUGUCUACAUUAUAGGCAGUAGUGGAAUAAAAAAGGAACUGGAUGCUGUCGGGAUUUCAAGUUUUGGUGUUGGACCAGAUACGCUAAAUGGCGGACUGAAGAACUUGGUCGAUAAUGAAUUGAAACGAAACUUGAACAGUGAAGUUGGCGCCGUCAUUGUCGGUUUUGAUGAACAUUUCAGCUUUCCAAAACUUGCGAAAGCUACGUCAUAUUUGAACAACGCGGAGUGCCUAUUUUUGGCUACAAACACAGACGAGCGAUUCCCCAUGACUUCUUGCGUUAUACCUGGUACAGGGUCAAUUGUGAGAUCGGUCGAAACGGCCGCUGAACGUCCGGCGCUUGUGAUGGGAAAACCGAAUACAGCUUGUUGUAAACAUUUGAUCGACGAUAAAAUUAUUGUGCCUGAGCGAACAUUGAUGAUUGGCGAUAGGUGUAACACAGACAUUCUGCUUGGCACAAAUUGCGGAUUCCAAACGCUGCUCGUAGGCACUGGUGUGCAUAAGAUGGAGGAUGUACAAAAAUGGCAAAAAUCAGGAACAGCGGAGGAGAAAAAGCUAAUACCCGACGCGUACCUACCCAGAUUGGGGGACUUACUGCAAUUCAUAGACAGUUAGGAUUCGCCAAGAAUCCUCCAAAACCGAUGAUUACCGUUGUAUACAUUUAGCAAAAGUAUUUUUUUCACAUAAGAUUAAACGGUUGAAAUAUUUAUUAUAUUUUAGUGACACUAAUUCCUACGCACUUCUCUCUUGUGUAGCAAUUUAACGGAUUCAAUCUGAUUUUCUAUUAAAUUGUAUAUUUUUUUUAUUUAUGGAAAAUAGGAUAACGCUUAUGCGAAUUGAAUUUAGAUCCAUGUAUAUUUUGGAUGGUACAAAGAAUAAAUUGAAUGUAUGAUUGAAA